Molecule: messenger RNA, 651 nt
Organism: Cynara cardunculus var. scolymus (artichoke)
Lineage: Eukaryota; Viridiplantae; Streptophyta; Magnoliopsida; Asterales; Asteraceae
Product: molybdopterin synthase sulfur carrier subunit
Exons: 2
Coding region: 163-468 (101 amino acids)
Biological process (GO): Mo-molybdopterin cofactor biosynthetic process
Cellular component (GO): cytosol
Source: RefSeq, a predicted model, not a curated record
CAUUGUUCAUCAAGUUCUUCAAUCUUGAAAUCUUUUAAAACCCCAACUACAAUUUUGAUUCCCUCAGUUUGCUCGUUGUUUCAUCCAAUUACGCUUUCUCUCUCAUCACUAGCGUUUGAGUUCGAUCGUGCUAUUCAAUCUGGUUCAUCAUAACAGGAAGCAAUGGAGAAAGAGGGGGAAGUUGGGAAGGAGAAUCAAGAAAUUGAAAGCGAGAAAGAGCGUAUUGAGAUAAAGGUACUGUUCUUUGCUCGUGCUAGAGAUGUAAGCGGGAUGAGUGAUAUGAAAUUGGAAGUUUCGUCUGGUAGCACGGCGGGUGAUUGCUUGGAUCAAGUUAUUGGGAAGUUUCCGGGGUUGAAAGAGCUGCGCGGAUGCAUCGUGCUGGCUCUGAACGAGGAAUACACGAUGGAGUCCGCGGUGGUUAAGAAUAAAGAUGAGUUAGCCAUUAUACCUCCUAUAAGUGGAGGUUAGUUUUGAUCAUCAUACUUGCAGUCUUCUGAUACAAUACAAUGUUAUACAAUAAAAUUGAUUUAUACUUAUCAUCCUUGUAAACAAACUCUUAUGAACCCAUUGAUAAUGGUAUUAUCCUGCUUCAUUUCUAGAUAAAAACCUUAAAAGGGAGUUGUACAUGAUGUUUGUUAAAAGAAUUUGACU